Messenger RNA from Ipomoea nil (Japanese morning glory), 551 nucleotides. Its product is annotated as WAT1-related protein At1g43650-like. Lineage: Eukaryota; Viridiplantae; Streptophyta; Magnoliopsida; Solanales; Convolvulaceae. The transcript has 3 exons. Gene Ontology annotation, cellular component: plasma membrane. Bases 1 to 357 code for a protein of 118 amino acids. Gene Ontology annotation, molecular function: transmembrane transporter activity. The record is from RefSeq and is a predicted model, not a curated record.
AUGCUGCAUUUUGGUGUGUUAGGUAUUGCAUGUUUAUCUAUGCUUUCAUCCAUUCUGAUACCAAUUUGCUGUGGUCCAUGUGGUAUUACAUACUGGCUGCAGCUUUGGGCAGUGGAGAAGAAAGGGCCAGUCUUCAUAGCAGUGUUUACGCCAUUAUCACUAAUCAUAACUGCCACCAUUUCUGCAAUUUUGUGGAAGGAGAAGCUUUACUUGGGAAGUGUUUGUGGGGCAAUACUGCUGAUAGGGGCACUGUACAGCUUCUUAUGGGGGCAGAACUGGGAAGCAGAGGGCCAGAAAAUAGAGGGUGCAGAUGAGAUGAAAGACACUAAAAUGGAGUGCAUUACGCAUCAUCAGUGACUGAUGAGACAUCCAUAUAUGAUAUAUGAUAUUAUUGUUGCACAUUUUCUAGCUUUUACUAAAGCCUCUCUUCAAUGGAGUCUUGUCUUGUAUUGUUUGCAACUUGCUAGACAUGCAUGGGGACUAGGUAGAAACCUAUGUUCUUGCAAAAGCCCAGACAACUGAAUCAUUAUCUUUAAUUUGUACAACGUAAC